AUGACUAUGCUUCAGGAUUUCAUACCGCCUACACGAGAUGAGGUCAAUAAAAUAAUAGAAUCAUACAGUUUUUUUAACUUCAUCACUAGCUCUGUAAUGCUUUCAACUUUGGAGGAUGGAAAGAUUGUAAAGGGCCUUGCUGGAAUUCCUUCUGAGGGGUCUGUUUUGUUAGUUGGGAAUCACAUGCUGCUAGCAUUGGACAAAGUUUCCUUGUUAACUCGAACUUAUACUAAACGAGACAUCACUGUUCGAGGAAUGGCACAUCCCUUUAUGUUUAGGAGACUGAAAAGUGGAAGAUUGCCAAAAGUAUCUUUUUUUGACUGGUUAAGAGUUAUGGGUAUUGUUCCUGUAAUGGUGACUAACCUUUUCAAGCUUUUUUCUUCCAAGUCGCAUGUGCUAUUAUUUCCUGGAGGGUUUCAUGAGGCUUUUCAUAGGAAGGGUGAAGAAUACAAGUUAUUCUAG
Molecule: messenger RNA, 462 nt
Organism: Lathyrus sativus (Indian pea)
Lineage: Eukaryota; Viridiplantae; Streptophyta; Magnoliopsida; Fabales; Fabaceae
Source: the annotation of a GenBank genome assembly